Molecule: messenger RNA, 2470 nt
Organism: Rhagoletis zephyria (snowberry fruit fly)
Lineage: Eukaryota; Metazoa; Arthropoda; Insecta; Diptera; Tephritidae
Biological process (GO): nucleoside metabolic process; regulation of apoptotic process
Molecular function (GO): catalytic activity; protein binding
Source: RefSeq, a predicted model, not a curated record
ACACAAUAGACUACAAAAAGUUUGAGGCAUUUUCGAAGUUUUGAAUAUAUUAAACUCAGCCAAGGUUGCAAAAACAAGUGGAAUAUCAAAAAUAAACAAAUAAAUAGAAUAAACACCGGGGGGAAAUCAGAACAUCAAUAUAAAUACAUACAUAGGUGGACAAACACACCCAACCAAUCAUGUCAGCUAGAAGUCAUCCACAAAUGGCACCACCGCCACCACCUCCCAAACCAAACAAAUCCGUCACCGCCAAUGGUACCACACCAUACGAAACGUAUGCAGCAAAUGGCAACGGCACAUUCGCGAAUGCCAACGGAAAUGGUAAUGGCAGCGCUAGUGGCAGUCGCAGUGGCAGCAUAUCCUCGUUGACAGACAACAACCAGGGUAGCCUGCUGCGCCACAAUCAGAACGUGAAUGGCCGUAGGUCGUGUCACACGCCACCGCGCACUGAUCAAGAGCAAGUCGUAAUGACGCCCAAAGGUAAAACAGCCAAUAGUACUGUUAUACUGAUCGAACGCAAAUUGGUCGAUGAGAUAAAUGAGCGGGUCCAUGUUGCUGGUGGAGAUCAUACAGGCAUCAUAAUCAAUAAGGAUACCGUUAGCGGACAGAAAAGUCAAAGUAUACCAGCACAGCUGUCGUUGGAGUUUCGUGUUUUCCUCGUGAGUGCAAAUACAGGCAAACAUUCACAAGAAUCACGAACGCUGCGUUUCUGGUUUCGGCAAUGGUUGCGCAACGACGAGAAGCAGGCACAAAUUGCACAGGACUUCUUCAAGGAGUUGGUCAGUCCGAAAGAUUUUCCAAGAGAUUAUGUUGGUUUCAUUAAAAAAAUUAUGAAACUUAUGCAGCGCGGCUACGAUGAGAUACAGUCAUUGGAAAUCGAAUUGCGCAUAUUGGAGGAAACGGCAGAGCCACCAUCACGACCGCCUCGCGAUGGUUACAUUAUUUAUUGUUAUGGUGAUUGUAAUCGAAAAUUCGAGGAGGCUCUGCAGGCGCAGCGUAAAACAGUUUCACUGGAGGAAUCACAAAUUGAAUCUCCGCCAUUGACGCCGGAAAAGGUGCUCGAAUUAAUUGAACAAGCCUAUCCGAAUCCGGUCACACCAGAAGAUUUAGCUAAAGACUAUGGCUGGGAGGAGCAAGAUGUGCUUUUGGUAUUCGUGUCGCUGAAAGACCGCGGUCUUAUCAAAUCGAUGGAAUAUAAUUCUUUCACUAGAAUUCACCAUGAAGACAAAGAGAUUAAGGUCGUGAAACAAAUGCCCACAAUCGCUUCGAAUAAGCAACCCACAAUUGCUAUUAUAACGGCACAGUACUGUGAAAAACUUGCGGUGGACGCCAUGUUGGAGAACAAGGAAACAUUUGUACGCUAUACUACAGUCGAUACCGAUCCCAAUUUAACAAACACACUCAGAAAAUCUAAAAAGAAAAGAAGAUUCGGCGAAUCGAAUGUCUACACCUUGGGUAACAUUGGUGCACAUCGCAUCGUCAGCACGAAAUUACCUUCGGCUGGCAGUACUCGCGAAGCUAUGACCGCUACAGGCAAUACGACGACACGUCUACUGGGUACAUUCCAAAAGGUCGACUAUGUCUUCGUGGUGGGCGUGGCCGGUGGUGUGCCACAUUAUACAGAUUACAAGAAGCAUGUGCGGCUGGGAGAUGUGGUCGUUUCAUAUGUGGAGAAACAACGUGCGCUAUUGAGCAAAAAUGAGAAACCCUACGUUUAUGUCUACAAGAGUGGCGAUGAUGUGAAGACAUAUUUCCCCAUCAAUGACUCCCUACAACAGAUCGCUGAAGGCUUGCAAGCCAACAUGGAGCUGAAGCGUCCUUGGGAUACCUAUUUGCGUGAGGGCCUGUCAUCGUUGAUGCAAAAAACUGAGAGUGAUUUUAAUCGUCCUUCCGUCAACACCGAUAAACUCUUCAUGAAUAUCGGCAACAACGAAGUCAUCGAGGUGGCACACCCGAUCGCCACGGACACGGUGGAUGGUGUGCCACGUUCCCGCCUGCAUCUUGGACCCAUUGGUUCCGGACGCGAUCUGGUGCGUAGCGAUAAUUCACGCAUGGAUUUCGUUAAGAAAUAUGGACUACUCGCCACAGAUGUGGAAAUGAGUUCAGUGCUGGACAGCAUUAUUGGCAAUUGUAGAGAGAGUUUCAUACUAGUGAAAGGUAUUUCCGAUUACAAGGACGGCAUGUCGACGCGAAAAUGGCAGAAUUUUGCAUCUCUGGCGGCAGCUGCAGUGGUCAAAUCGAUUAUUUGUGGCAUGGAUGCGCCAACAAAUGUUUAAUUAACAAGCAUUUAAAGUUAUUUUAUUAUUAAAUAUAUAAUAUUAUCUAUUAUAGCGCGAAGUAAAUUAUUUAAAAAAAUCUGCAAGUAAAUAACAGGUUAUAAUGUGUAAAAUAUUGAGAAGAGGAAAGAAAAGUGUAUGCAUUUAGAUUUCUUUAUACUGACAAUGAUACAUAUAUACACAUACGAAUCACC